AUGGGCCAAGAAUCUUAUUUUGAUUUUGCUAAAAGAAAAGGAUUAACCUCAGAGCUUCAAACUUUAAUAGACCUUAUCAAAACUACUCAAGACCAUAACACUUAUCUUCAAUAUAGUGUAUAUAUUGAAUCUUGUGCUAAAAGACUAGGUUGGCAUGAAGUUCUAGACUAUAUAUUAUAUGAACCGUUGGAAUUAAUUGAAGCAAAAAAAAGGAUCACAAAUAAUGCAUUUUUAAAAGUAGAAUUAAGCUCGAAUAACUUGCUACUUUUUGGAAUUCUGGAUGUUGAAACAUUGGAUACUUCAAGCUCUCCAAUUAAGAAGGUAUUACAAGAAAUAAGGCUAUGGAAUAGUGUUAAAGAAACUUUAUUGCCCAAGCUAUUACCCAAUGGACUAAAGAAUUUUAUUAUAAACCAAGUUAGGGCUGGUAAUGCUUUAAUACUGAAUGAUGGAAAUC
Molecule: messenger RNA, 454 nt
Organism: Racocetra persica
Lineage: Eukaryota; Fungi; Glomeromycota; Glomeromycetes; Diversisporales; Gigasporaceae
Source: the annotation of a GenBank genome assembly